CUCAACGGGUUCGGCCUCCUCGAACUGGGUGAAGCGGGCGUUGCCUAAUCGCGAUAAAAAAAAAUAUUCUACCGCGGUGGCGUUCGCCUCGUGUCGCGCUCCCUUCCCUUCUUUUGGCGACGUCCUCCUGCUUUCUUGCAAAGCAGACACGACACUCGAACGAAGCCCACCCGAGCGCAAACGCGAUCUCUGGGCUGAACAAACUUCACCAUGGCUUCCGUUUGGCAGCAAGUGCUUGCAGUGGAUGCCAGGUACAAUGCUUACCGCACGCCAAACAACCCGCAGUUCCGCACGCAGUACAUCCGACGACGGAGCCAGCUGCUGCGGGAGAACGCCAAGGCUGGGCACGACCCAUCCGUCCGCAAGCAGUACCUGCGCCUGCGGUGUCAGAUGCUGUCGCAGCGCUACGGCCCACUCUCCGAGCAGAGCAGCUUCCGCGCGUACAGCAACAGCAUCCGCAGCAGCCGCACGACGCUCGACCGAAUGGAGGACUUUGAGGAUGGCUCCUACGACCAGCGUGGCCAAGGCUCGCGUGGGCACAGACGCUCAAUGAGCCGCAGCUCCUACCAAUACCAAGCCCAGCUCAACCGUGCCAUUGAAGACAGGAGUACUGUGGGUGUGGUGCCAACAUCUGUGGCAGAGGCAAGCAGAGCCAUGGCUGGUGACACCUCCUUGGAAGAAAACUACGCUUUUGCGGGAAUGUUUCACGUCUUCGAUCAGCACACUGACGCUGUGCCCAAGGUACAGUUUGCGAAUGACGACAAGACGCGCUUUGCAGCGUGCUCGCUGGAUGGCACGGUGUCCGUGUGCGUGCUGGUGCCCGCGCCGGCCCUGGUGCGCGUGCUGCGCGGACACACGCGCGCCGUCACCGACUUCGCGUGGUCACUCUCCAACGACCUGAUGGUGUCCACGUCUCUCGACGGCGCCCUGCGGCUCUGGGAUACGGCAGAUGGGCGCUGCCUGCGCCAGGUGCCUGACCCGGAUGGCUCCGAGCUUCUGUGCUGCACCUUCCAGCCGAUGAACAACAAUCUCAUUGUGGUGGGGAAUAGCAAGCACAACGUGCAUGUGGUGAACAUCUCGACGGGCAAACGGGUGAAGGGUGGAACGAGCAAGCUGACAGGGCGUGUGCUGGCGUUGUCCUUUGACUCUCCUGGCCGCAUCCUCUGGGCUGGUGAUGAGCGAGGCAGCAUUUUCUCUUUUCUCUUCGACAUGACCACAGGCAGGCUCACCAAGGCCAAGCGUAUGGUGGUGAACGAAGGCAGUGCUAUCACCAGCAUAUCGGCGCGCUCAUGGAUCAGUCGCGAGGCACGUGACCCGUCGCUGCUUGUCAACGCCUGUGUCAACAUGCUGCUUCUGUACCGGGUCCUGGAUAAUGAAGGAGCAUUGCAGCUGAAGAAAACCUUCCCCAUCCAGCAGAAAACACACCACAUUCACAGCAUCUUCUGCCCACUCAUGUCCUUCCGCCAAGGAGCUUGUGUCGUGUCGGGCAGCGAGGACCUGUGCGUGUACUUCUUCGACGUGGAGCGGAGCAGCAAGCCGGUCGUCAACAAGCUGCAGGGUCACUGCGCGCCCGUGCUCGAUGUCAGCUUCAACUGCGACGAAAGCCUGCUGGCCUCCAGCGACGCGCAGGGCAUGAUCAUCAUUUGGAAGCGCGAGCCAAAGUACAAGACCGCCCUUGGCUAACGCCAGCAAUCUGUGCCGACCGCUGCUUAUGACUGGGAUAAAUGGUUGCUCUUGUGAACAGCAUUUGAGUAUUAAAAACGCUCACCGCAGCUUUGGUCACGCCACAAAAUCGAUUGGUGGGGCUCAUGUGGUGGAGGUCACGUGUGCGUGUAUUCCCAUGUCUUUUAAGACGUAUGGCCAAUGCAGAAGGGUAACAUCCAAUACCCUUGAGUGGGACUCGUGAGGUCCUCAUGUGGAGGCCCUUCUACCAGCAGUGGCAUGAGCGGGGGCUGUACCGUGACUUUCUUAAACCUUUCAGUGGGUCCAAUUACCAUUGUAGCAAAAAGACAAUUGGGAUUCCCCCCCCCCCCCCCAUAAAAAAGGGUGAAAAGAACUUGUGUAAAUAUUGCAAACACUAUUAAAGGGCAUUUGUUGGGUAGAUUUGCUGUGAUGCUAUUGCAAAUGUCCAAUAUGGUCCAGUGAGGUAAAAUGAGGGGGGGGGGGGGGUGUGCAUUUUCAGUAUCCGUAUCUAUUCUCAUGACCAUACGUUGUAAUAUCAACAAUUUCUGAAGUGUUCCUUGUAAAUGUCAAUGUGCAAAUGCAGAUCUAAACUAUUAAUAUAUGCCUCGUGUACAAUAAAUCUGUGUCAAUGUAUGUGAACAAAAACAUUUAAAAAGUAUAUUUCUUCCAAUUAUUUAAGUCCCAAUAACACUCGACUGGAUUACAUGCACUUCGAAAUUCCUACUGACAGGAUAUACCCAGGUGGAUCCGAGUCAAAACAGUAUUAUUCAUUGAGACAAUAUAAAUCGGACAGAAAAUGUGGUGAUAACAACAUCGAAGGGUAGAUGUGAUGUACUCUACUUAGAAGAGAUAUGUACUCGCACAAGAGAUGUUGGCGAGUCGCCGUGAGUAGCCACUCAGAUGUAGACAAGACGUACUGCAGACAGAUGUAGCAUAUGUAGAUAAAAUGCGAGAAUCAAAGGAGAGAUGUAAGCUGUGUGAUUUAGGGUCGUAGGAAUUGUUUGAGAUGUAUUCAGAGAAGCUAUAAUUCAGAAAUAUAAAGUGAAUCAAGGAAAGGCUGGAUAUAUUAUUUGGUGCUCAUAGAUGCAUCCAGAUGGGAUGAGAUUUUAAUUGGUUAAGACAAAUGUAUGUAUUAAGAAAAGAUGUGAUCAUAUUGUAAUCUCACAGAUAUCCAUAAAUCAAAUAUUUAUUUCGGAUCGAGAUCUUCAGAGAUGGGAAGAUCUAUAAUCAGAAUGGAGAUUUAAUUUAUAAUAAAAAUGGGAUAUAUCCGAAAUAUAUAAAAUGUGGAAUAUGAAAAGUCAAUACUUGCCCAAUACUGCACCAAAGCCGUCAUUCCUCGCCAAGGAAAUGGGAGAUGUUUAGAGAUUAAACAUCACUAAUUAGUCUAAAAUUCUGCGUAAGACUUCGCCCACACCUGCUAAUCGCAUAACUAUGGUUACACUAGCCGGUAUAUUUAACUAUCAUAGCCUUGUAAUCUGUUCAACAUUGUCGUGAGUUUAUAAAUAUAAUAAAGAUCCAGCUUCAAAAUUUUGUUUACUAUUCAGCUGGAUCCCAACUGGAUCCAGAUUUAAAUCCAGUACAAUCCCAAGUAUUUCAAUAGUUGUUUGUAAAACCUAGUGGUUUUGUUUAGUGGUACUGCCUGCA
Lethenteron reissneri (Far Eastern brook lamprey) is the source of this 3327-nucleotide messenger RNA. RefSeq names its product WD repeat domain 13 (gene WDR13). Gene Ontology annotation, cellular component: nucleus. NCBI's taxonomy places the organism in Eukaryota, Metazoa, Chordata, Hyperoartia, Petromyzontiformes, Petromyzontidae. The record is from RefSeq and is a predicted model, not a curated record. Gene Ontology annotation, molecular function: promoter-specific chromatin binding; protein binding.